AUGGCGCAGGCAACCCAGUCUAUAAAAUGCGUGGUGACAGGUGAUGGUGCGGUGGGAAAGACCUGUUUGCUCAUAUCCUACACGACCAAUGCCUUCCCUGGCGAAUACAUCCCGACCGUUUUCGACAACUACUCUGCGAGUGUCAUGGUCGAUGGCAAGCCUGUCUCUCUCGGUCUAUGGGAUACGGCCGGUCAGGAAGAUUACGACAGAUUGCGCCCUCUCUCCUACCCUCAGACCGAUGUCUUUCUGAUUUGUUUUUCUAUUGUUUCGCCUCCCAGUUUUGACAACGUCAAAGCAAAGUGGUACCCCGAAAUCGAGCAUCACGCCCCUGGCGUACCCAUCAUCCUGGUCGGCACCAAGCUUGAUCUAAGAGAGGACAAGGCUACGGCCGAUAACCUGCGGUCGAAGAAAAUGGAGCCUGUCUCAUAUGAGCAGGCUCUUGCAGUUGCCAAAGAGAUCAAGGCAGUCAAAUAUUUGGAGUGCUCGGCGCUGACACAACGAAAUCUGAAGAGUGUCUUUGAUGAGGCCAUUAGGGCCGUUCUCAAUCCUCGCCCGACCACGACCAAGAAGAAAUCGAAAUGCACCAUUCUCUAG
This is a messenger RNA of Exophiala viscosa, 594 nucleotides long. RefSeq names its product rho-like protein rac1A. Lineage: Eukaryota; Fungi; Ascomycota; Eurotiomycetes; Chaetothyriales; Herpotrichiellaceae. The coding region runs from base 1 to 594 and encodes 197 amino acids. Gene Ontology annotation, cellular component: cell projection; cytoplasmic vesicle; cytoskeleton. Gene Ontology annotation, biological process: engulfment of apoptotic cell; small GTPase-mediated signal transduction; regulation of actin cytoskeleton organization. The record is from RefSeq and is a predicted model, not a curated record. Gene Ontology annotation, molecular function: GTPase activity; protein kinase binding; GTP binding. The transcript has 4 exons.